GCGGGCCACGCCCCUUAAGCCCUGGGGGCCUCGCGCGCCACUAGCGGGGCGGGGCCUUCCGCGUGACCUUUCACCCCAGCAUGGCUGCGCCCGUGGGACCCGUGAAGUUCUGGAGACCCGGUACAGAAGGGCCAGAUGUCAGCAUCUCAGAAGAGAGACAAAGUGUUGCUGAGAACUCUGGGACAACCAUCAUUUACAAUCCCUAUGCUGCCCUCUCUAUAGAGCAGCAGAGGCAGAAGCUGCCAGUGUUCAAGCUUAGGAAUCACAUUUUAUACUUGAUUGAAAACUAUCAGACCGUGGUGAUUGUUGGAGAAACAGGAUGUGGGAAGAGCACCCAGAUUCCUCAGUACCUGGCAGAAGCUGGCUGGACAGCUGAAGGAAGAGUGGUCGGGGUGACCCAGCCUCGAAGAGUGGCUGCUGUGACGGUUGCAGGGAGAGUAGCUGAUGAAAGAGGUGCAGUGCUGGGCCACGAGGUGGGCUACUGCAUCCGCUUUGAUGACUGCACUGACCCGCUGGCCACCAGGAUUAAGUUUCUUACCGAUGGAAUGCUGGUCAGGGAAAUGAUGGUGGAUCCAUUGUUAACAAAAUAUAGUGCCAUCAUGCUGGACGAAGCCCACGAGAGGACGUUGUAUACUGACAUUGCCAUUGGCUUGCUGAAGAAGAUUCAGAAAAAGCGUGGGGAUCUUCGGUUGAUUGUGGCCUCAGCCACUCUGGACGCAGAGAAAUUUCGGGAUUUCUUCAAUCAGAAUGAAACCAGUGACCCAGCCAGGGACACAUGCGUGAUCCUCACAGUGGAAGGGCGAACAUUUCCGGUGGAUAUCUUUUAUCUACAAAGUCCUGUUCCUGAUUAUAUCAAGGCAACUGUGGACACUGUGGUGAAAAUUCACCAGACAGAGGGAGAUGGAGAUAUACUAGCCUUCCUUACUGGUCAGGAAGAAGUAGAAACUGUUGUGUCCAUGCUGAUUGAACAGGCCCGGGUGCUGGCUCGCACUGGGAUGAAGAAACACCUCCGGGUUCUCCCCAUGUAUGCAGGACUGCCUUCCUUUGAACAGAUGAAGGUGUUUGAAAGAGUGUCACGCAGUGUUAGAAAGGUGAUUGUGGCUACCAAUGUGGCAGAAACUUCUAUUACAAUCAGCGGAAUUGUGUAUGUGAUCGACUGUGGCUUUAUGAAACUGCGGGCCUAUAACCCCAGGACAGCUAUUGAAUGCUUGGUGGUGGUACCUGUGUCCCAGGCUUCAGCCAAUCAACGAGCAGGACGUGGUGGGCGCAACCGCUCUGGAAAGUGUUACCGCCUUUAUACAGAGGAAGCCUUUGACCAGUUGCCUCAGUCCACCGUCCCUGAGAUGCAGCGCAGCAACUUGGCCCCUGUCAUCCUGCAGCUGAAAGCCCUAGGGAUUGACAAUGUCCUCAGGUUCCACUUCAUGUCGCCCCCUCCAGCACAGUCGAUGGUUCAAGCUUUGGAGCUACUCUAUGCUCUGGGAGGUCUGGACAAAGACUGUCGCCUAACUGAACCACUUGGCACGAGGAUUGCGGAGUUUCCCCUGAACCCUAUGUUUGCAAAGAUGCUGCUAGAAUCUGGAAAUUUUGGUUGUUCCCAGGAGAUUCUGAGCAUUGCAGCCAUGAUGCAGAUCCAGAAUGUCUUCGUGUUCCCCUCAAACCAGAAGUCUCAGGCUACUCGAGUGCACCGGAAAUUUGCUGUGGAAGAGGGUGAUCAUCUCACUAUGCUCAACGUGUACGAAGCAUUUAUCAAACACAACAAGAGCUCCCAGUGGUGUCAGGAGCAUUUCCUAAAUUACAAGGGUCUCGUCAGAGCUGCGACUGUGAGAGAACAGUUGAAAAAGCUCCUUGUCAAGUUUCAGGUGCCCAAGAUGUCCAGCGAAGGGGAUCCAGACCCGGUUCUGAGGUGUAUUGUGUCGGGAUUCUUCGCCAAUGCAGCGAGGUUUCAUUCCACUGGAGCUUAUAGGACUAUCCGGGACGAUCAUGAGCUGCACAUCCACCCUGCGUCUGUCCUCUAUGCAGAGAAGCCGCCGCGCUGGGUUAUCUACAAUGAAGUUGUACAGACCUCCAAGUAUUAUAUGAGAGAUGUGACCGCCAUAGAAUCUGCUUGGCUGCUGGAGCUGGCUCCACAUUUUUAUCAACAAGGAACGCACCUGUCCCUGAAAUCCAAAAGGGCCAAGGUUCAGGAUCAGUGAGUGGAGCUUGGCAGUGCCUGCUUGGCGUCUUCACUCUGUGCUCCUGGCACCAGCUCAGGAAUGCACAGCCACUCUGAUGUGGGCUGCAGCCUGUUCAUCAGCCUGUCUUCCUGCUCCCUCAGCAUUGCCAUCCUCGCAGGGAUCCCAGAGGAGCCUGCAUGGCCAGCAUCCCGCUGUGCUAUACCCAGUCGGAGCAGGAGUUGCUGGGCCAUGCUCUGGGGCUCACCCCUCAUAGUCACUAACCAGUGCCACUCCCGACAGGCAAAUUGUGGCCCAGCUCAGGGAGAGGGGGAGAUUUAGCCCCAUAGGCAGAAGCUCUGUGUGGGAUACACAGAGGGCUCACUGACUGCCUGUGCUUUGCUGCUGUAGUCAUGGCUGUUGACUGCUGAGGUCCAUGGCUGACUGUGCACAAUGUGUAAGUACAAAGGGAGGAGACCUGGGGGCUUCCAUUCACCAAGAUUGUCCAGGAUCUUGUCUGUUACAGGCACAGGGGCUCCCAAACCAAGCAACUUCUGCCUCUCCUCUCCCACAUUACAUCCCUGCUUAUCUGCAGCAGGGAGCCUUGGUACACCACUGGUGGUCCACGCAAGGAUUCAAAAGCACCAUCUUGUCUUUGUUAAUCCAAGGACUUCCUCGCAAGUGGCCUAGCUUUCUCUCAAAGCAGAUUCCGAGUCCUGGUGCCAUUGGCUGGACACUAGUGAAAGUUCAUCAGCCCCGACCCCAGGGUCUCCUCUUUAGCAGGAACUCACUACAGUUUAGAGAUUCCCUAAACUUCUGUAGCUCAGGAAUAUAACUCUUGUAUAUUCGUCUUUGUUUGUUUGCUGCAUUCUUGUAAGAGCACGGGGCAGCUCUUCCAGCAGGGUCUGCUCCUGCUGCUCUGGGGCUACUUUAUGUGACGGUGACUGCACUUCAGCACAUGACAAGACACAGUACUCCCCUUGCUGUGUCAAUGACAUUUAUUUUAAAAACAUAGCUUAAAAACUUAUUUUUGUACUGGUUUUAGUUUGGAUGUGCUACUUUGGGCACCAAACCUGUGUCAUUUUUAUUUCUAUUUUAUAAACAUGUAAAUAGCAGUGAUAACUUGUUCAUAAUAGUAAACAUUUUUACCUGA
This is a messenger RNA of Nannospalax galili (Upper Galilee mountains blind mole rat), 3303 nucleotides long. It is a transcript of the gene Dhx35, whose product is annotated as DEAH-box helicase 35. Lineage: Eukaryota; Metazoa; Chordata; Mammalia; Rodentia; Spalacidae. Gene Ontology annotation, molecular function: RNA binding. The transcript is spliced from 22 exons. Gene Ontology annotation, cellular component: catalytic step 2 spliceosome; intracellular anatomical structure. The record is from RefSeq and is a predicted model, not a curated record. Bases 81 to 2192 code for a protein of 703 amino acids.